AUGGAAAAUUUGAUUUAUUUCAACUCUGUUGGUGAGUACAGCCUAAGCUAUAUCGAACAAGAAUUUUCCUGUAUCAAGUCUCUGAUUCCCAACAAAAAAUUGAAGGAUAUAGAAUGAAGGAAUAUUCAUAUUCCAAUCUUUAAAUCAAGUGAGUAUUUAUUGUCGUAUAAAAAAUUUGAAAUUGAAAGUAAGCAUCUUGAAAAUUUAUUUUACGCAGAAAAAAGCUUUGGCUUUGAAAAUUAUAAAUCAUCAGAAAUCAUAUCAAUUCAAAGCUUUAGAGUGUUGAAAAAGAAGCAGACUGAGAUUUUAUUAUAUUUUGAAGAGAUAAAAAAUGAGAAUAAUUUAAAUGUUGAGCAUUGCGAUAUAAAUUAUAUUCAAACAGAUGAAAGAUGCAUUGAUAUUUUAGUUGAUGAAAAGCAUGAUAAAAAAAAGAAUCAAUGGCCUUUGCAAAACUAUGUGAUAGAAUUUUUUCAAAUUGCAAAGCCAGAAGUUAAUUUAUAUAGCCAAACACUCACAGUCCAGCCUUUCUUUCUAGAAAUCAAGAAUCCACAAUUAUUUUACUCAUUAUCACUUUCACUCUAUUCUUGCUCUCAAAAGUCACUUUCAUAUCCUAUAGAAAUUUUACGCUAUGAGAAUGCUUCUCUACAAAAGCCUUUAAUCCAAAUAUUUCAAUGCAGCUUGAGAAUUUAUCAUUGUGAAAUUAAGCCGAAACUGCUUUGUUACAUAGAAACGAAGACCAUAGUUCCAAAACUUUGUAUAGACAAUUCCACUUUCACUUCAUCUCCAAGAUUGCAAUUUUCUGAAUGCGAUUCAAUAGAAAUCCAAGAUAAAUCUUACUCCAAAGAAGACUCCAUUUCAAAAUUUGAUACAAAAACAAUUGAGCAGAAAGUUAUUUCUAUUCAAAGGUGAUGGAAAGGAAUAAAGACUUCAAAUAAAUAUUUAAAUAAAAAACCAUCAACUCCUAAAUUCAAUGGAAAUAUUGCAAAACUGUUUGUCACUGAAACAUUUUGGCAUUCAGUCAUCCCUGAAACUAAAACUAAACACUCAAAAAGCCAAGACCUCAAUAUAUCUUCAAUAUCAGUAACAUCAACACACAGUAUUGAAAGCACAAAAGGUAGACGUUGCAAGUUCAAUAAAGCUUAUGUGAGGAAUAUAAAUGCACUUAUUCCUGCUCUCCAAAAACUUAUAAAUAAACACAAUAAGAUGGGUUUUUGGAAGUUGCAAAGCACGAUGCCUAAAUAUUUAAGAAGAAGAUAUUAUUCUAUACAAAAAGGAAUUAAAGCAAUUAUAGGAAUUUGCAUCACAAAGCCUUCAAAUGAAGCUUUUGAAAUACUAAAAUAUGUACUCUAUGUUAAUACUGCUACACCUCAUCAUAGACUUGUAAAAUUCAAGCCUGAAUUGUUUGAAAAAUAUCUCCAUACUAAAAAUAUUCAAAGGGUUGCGAAAAGCUAUUUAAAAAGGAAACAAUAUUUAUUAUGGAGCACAGCUCAAACAAGCAAUGAAGCAGAUUUGUCUUCAUCAGCAUAUGAAUCAGCUAUUUUAAAUCAAUCUUUUCUAUAUAAAAAACAAAAUAAUUCAAUGCAGGAAUUUGUAAACAAAUCAAGGGCUUAUAGACUAGGAAAAACUUUUAAUAAAAUUAUCUUGAGAAAAAGAAAAGAUUUUAUGUCUUCAUUGUUUAAGUUUUCCAACAUCACAAAAAAAAUCAGUUUUUAUAAGAUACAAAAAGGCCUGACUCUCUCUUUUUAAGCGAACAAAAAAAUUUUGUUUUCCAAGGAGGGGGUCAAUUUUUUUAAAUAAAUUUUAUAGUAAAAUUUGCUCUUCAAAACUGAAAAAAAAAACCAACUCACUAAAAUUUAUGCUUUAAAAAUGCAAAGCUGUUUUAUAUUAAAAAAAAAUUAGCUCAGUUGACUUUUCUCAAAAUUCAAUGGUUUUGUUCACUUACAGAAUGGGGGAGUGAAAAUAAUUGGGAAAUAUAUAUCGAUUACAUUAUCAGAUUCGCUUGUCAAUAUAAAAACCAAAGUUUGAGCUUAA
Blepharisma stoltei is the source of this 2031-nucleotide messenger RNA. Lineage: Eukaryota; Ciliophora; Heterotrichea; Heterotrichida; Blepharismidae. The record is from the annotation of a GenBank genome assembly.